AUGACCAAUCCUAGAGGGAAAUACAAGGCCAUCACACUAAGAAGUGGAAAGGUGGUGAAGGAGACACCCUCAAGCCACAAUUUGCAAGAAGAAGAAGUUGCAAAUGACUCAGAAAUCAAUCAAGAAGAAGAGAUACAUACUCCAGCCCCACCAAAGCAAGUAUUAAAGCCUUAUGUACCAAAAGCACCCUACCCACAAAGGCUGAAAAAAGAUGGGAAGGACAGCCAGGUUUCUAGGUUCUUGGAGAUCUUUAAGAGGCUUCAAAUCAACAUCCCUUUUGCUGAAGCAUUAGAGCAAAUGCCAUUUUAUGCCAAGUUCUUAAAAGAGCUCAUGAUAAAGAAGAGAAAUUGGGGAGUAAAGGAAACUGUAGUGCUCACUGAGGAAUGUAGUGCCAUCAUACAAAAGAAGCUUCCCCAAAAGAUGAAAGAUCCUAGGAGCUUCCAAAUCUGCAUCAUAGGGGAUAUUAGCAUUGAAAAAUCACUAUGUGAUCUGGGGGCUAGCAUCAAUCUUAUGUCCUUAGCCAUGAUGAAAAGAAUGAGAAUUGAAGAGGCCAAACCAACAAUAAUGGCUCUUCAAUUAGCUGAUAGAACAUUCAAAUUUUCUCAUGGGGUGGUGGAAGACUUGUUGGAAGAGGCCAAUGCAUCAAUCAUAUUAGGAAGACCAUUCUUAGCUAUAGCUGGGGCCAUAAUUAAUGUGCAAAAAGGAGAGUUGGUCCUAAGGCUACAUGAAGAAAAGAUGGUGUUCAAUGUUUUCACUGCAAUGACCUACCCCAAGGAAUCCAUCGGAGAAUGUAUAAUGGUGGACACAAUGGAGAAAAUAGUUCAAGGAGUCCUAGAAGAAGAUCAACGUAAAGAAGUAAUGGAGCAAGAUCCUCAAACAUUAGGUGGUGAACUACCACAAGAAAUCAUAGAAGGUUCAAUCAUAUUGGACAAGGCAAGCAAGAAGGAAGUGGAAGCACCAAAGUUGGAGUUGAAGACCCUACCCCCAAAGCUUGAAGUAUGCUUACUUGGGAAGCAACAAUACAUAUCUAGUAAUCAUCAACUCAAGCUUGAGUGUAGAACAAGAAAAGAAGCUCAUUAA
Messenger RNA from Arachis ipaensis, 1080 nucleotides. RefSeq lists its product as uncharacterized. NCBI's taxonomy places the organism in Eukaryota, Viridiplantae, Streptophyta, Magnoliopsida, Fabales, Fabaceae. The record is from RefSeq and is a predicted model, not a curated record.